GGCCGGGCGGAACCUCCCCGCGCGUCGUCCCGGCCCGCCCUGUCCCAGGAUCCUUUGCGGGUAAACAGACAUGGCCGACGAGGAAGAUCAUCGGGACGCUGCGCACGACAUGGGCAACCACUUGCCGCUCCUGCCUGAGAGUGAAGAUGAGGACGAUGUUGAGAUGGAAGUUGAAGACCCAGACAGCAAAGAAGCCAGAAAACCAAGCAUCAUUAACUUUGAUACUAGUCUACCAACCUCACAUACAUACCUGGGCGCUGAUAUGGAAGAGUUUCACGGCAGGACUCUGCAUGAUGACGACAGCUGUCAGGUGAUUCCAGUUCUACCUCAGGUGAUGAUGAUCCUCAUUCCCGGGCAGACAUUGCCACUACAGCUUUCACACCCUCAAGAAGUCAGUAUGGUGCGGAACUUAAUUCAGAAAGAUAGAACCUUUGCAGUUCUUGCAUACAGUAAUAUACAGGAAAGGGAAGCACAGUUUGGAACAACAGCAGAGAUCUACGCUUAUCGAGAAGAACAAGAGUUUGGGAUUGAAGUAGUGAAAGUGAAAGCGGUUGGAAGACAAAGGUUCAAAGUCCUGGAGCUUAGAACUCAGUCUGAUGGAAUUCAGCAAGCCAAAGUGCAGAUCCUUCCCGAGUGUGUGCUGCCGUCAACCAUGUCUGCAGUUCAGUUAGAAUCACUUAAUAAAUGCCAGAUAUUUCCUUCAAAGCCUGUUUCUUGGGAAGACCAGUAUUCAUGUAAAUGGUGGCAGAAAUACCAGAAGAGAAAGUUUCAUUGUGCAAACCUGACUUCAUGGCCUCGCUGGCUAUAUUCAUUAUAUGAUGCUGAAACCUUAAUGGACAGAAUUAAGAAACAGCUACAUGAAUGGGAUGAAAAUCUGAAAGAAGAUUCUCUUCCUUCAAAUCCAAUAGACUUUUCUUACAGAGUAGCGGCUUGUCUUCCCAUUGAUGAUGUGUUAAGAAUUCAGCUCCUUAAGAUUGGGAGUGCUAUCCAACGACUGCGCUGUGAAUUAGACAUCAUGAACAAAUGUACUUCCCUUUGCUGUAAACAAUGUCAAGAAACAGAAAUAACAACCAAAAAUGAAAUAUUCAGCUUAUCCUUAUGUGGGCCAAUGGCAGCAUAUGUGAACCCUCAUGGGUAUGUGCAUGAGACGCUCACCGUGUAUAAAGCUUGCAACCUGAAUCUAAUAGGCCGGCCUUCUACAAAUCACAGCUGGUUUCCUGGCUAUGCCUGGACCAUUGCCCAAUGUAAGAUUUGUGCAAGCCAUAUUGGAUGGAAAUUUACAGCAACCAAAAAAGACAUGUCACCUCAAAAAUUUUGGGGUUUAACUCGAUCUGCAUUGUUGCCCACAAUCCCAGAAACUGAAGAUGAAAUUAGUCCAGACAAAGUGAUACUGUGUUUGUAAGUAGAUACAGAUAUGGUAGAAGCAAAGAUUUUGCUAACAAAUUGGUAUUGUCAAAUCAGACCUGCUGUGGAAAUUACUGCCUCUGAUGCAUACCUAAGCAAAUGGCAACAUUACAUAGAAGGUCAUAGUACUUGACUACUAAGUUGAAGGAUAUUUUCAGAAAUAUGUGCUUUAGUAGCUUGGCGCCAUUAUCCUAUGGACUAUAUGUCAGUUGCACAUCACGGACAGGACAGCGGCCCCACUGCUUGUUAAGCACAAGAGACAGACAUGUAAUAUUGAAAAGGACUCUGCUCCUUAGCUGAUACUGAUUUGUAAAUUUUGAAAAUAUUAAAGAGUAAAAUACACAGUUUGAGCUGAAAAAUGA
Molecule: messenger RNA, 1766 nt
Organism: Jaculus jaculus (lesser Egyptian jerboa)
Lineage: Eukaryota; Metazoa; Chordata; Mammalia; Rodentia; Dipodidae
Gene: Crbn
Product: cereblon
Exons: 11
Coding region: 71-1402 (443 amino acids)
Biological process (GO): protein ubiquitination
Cellular component (GO): Cul4A-RING E3 ubiquitin ligase complex
Source: RefSeq, a predicted model, not a curated record